AUGUCUCAUUCCGUGAAGCUCGUCCCUACUAAAGCGUUCCAUGACCAAAAGCCUGGAACCUCUGGUUUGAGGAAAAAGACCAAAGUGUUCCAGCAAGAGCAUUAUACAGAAAAUUUCAUUCAAGCAAUCCUUGAGGCUAUUCCAGAAGGAUGCCAAGAUGCGAUUUUAGUUGUUGGUGGAGAUGGUCGCUACUACAAUGAUGUUGUGAUGCAAAAGAUUGCUGAAGUGGGUUCAGCAAAUGGAGUCAAAAAAUUGAUUAUUGGUCAGAACGGUUUAAUGUCUACUCCAGCUGCUUCACAUUUGAUUAGGACAUACGCUGAGAAGGUCACCGGUGGUAUUAUAUUGACUGCUUCGCACAAUCCGGGUGGCCCAGACAACGAUCUUGGUAUAAAGUACAACUUGGCUAAUGGCGCCCCUGCUCCUGAAAAGGUCACAAGUGCCAUGUAUGAGAUAUCGAAGAAAUUAACACAUUACAAGAUUGUCGAGCCAUUUCCUAAGCUUGACUUAUCCAGGAUCGGCACCGACCAAAAGUAUGGGGAUUUGUUGGUUGACAUUAUUGACACAACAGCGGCCUAUGUUAAAUUGGUGAAGGAAAUUUUUGAUUUUGACUUGAUCAAGUCGUUCUUACAGAAGGCACAGUCUGAAUAUGACUUCAAGAUUUUGUUUGAUGCUUUAAAUGGUAUUACUGGACCAUAUGGCAGGGCUAUAUUUGUUGACGAAUUGGGGCUUCCUGAGCACUUCUUGCAACACUGUACCCCGCUGCCAGAUUUUGGUGGUUUGCAUCCUGAUCCAAACUUGACCUAUGCACAUGAUUUGGUAAGCAGGGUAGACGAGGAACAAAUUGCCUUUGGUGCUGCCUCUGAUGGCGAUGGUGAUAGAAACAUGAUCUACGGUGCUGGACCCGCUUUCGUUUCGCCAGGUGAUUCUGUUGCAAUCAUUGCAGAGUACGCUCAAGAAAUUCCAUAUUUUGCGAAGAACGGCAUCCACGGCUUGGCCCGGUCUUUUCCAACAUCCGGCGCAAUUGACUUGGUAGCAAAGGAGCAUGGCUUGAACUGUUACGAGGUUCCAACUGGUUGGAAGUUUUUCUGUAACUUGUUUGACUCCAAAAAGUUGUCUAUAUGUGGAGAAGAAUCCUUUGGUACUGGGUCCGACCAUAUCAGAGAAAAAGAUGGUCUCUGGGCCAUUAUCGCCUGGUUAAACGUCUUGGCCAUUUAUAACAGGAGAAACCCUGAAAAACCUGCUUCUAUAAAGGCCAUUCAGGAUGAAUUCUGGUUAAAGUAUGGUCGUACGUUCUUCACCCGUUACGAUUUCGAAAACUGCUCUACUUCCGACGCCGCCAACAUUAUGAAUCUACUAAAAGAAUUUGUUGAGGACAAGUCCGUCAUCGGUCAGCCCUUCGAACCUUGGCCAUCAGUUCUCGUUGUCGACACAGGAGACUUCAGCUACACUGAUCUUGAUGGCUCCGUCUCAGACCACCAAGGCUUGUUCAUUAAACUAUCCAACGGCACCCGCUAUGUCGUUAGACUAUCAGGCACUGGUUCUUCCGGUGCCACAAUUAGAGUGUACAUUGAAAGAUACACCAACGACCAGUCAGAAUACUCCUUGACCGCUAGUGAAUUUCUGCACGUCGAUAUAGCUGCAAUCCUACAACACUUGAAGUUCAAACACUACAUCGGCACCGAUGAGCCUACAGUCCGCACUUGA
Eremothecium cymbalariae DBVPG#7215 is the source of this 1704-nucleotide messenger RNA. RefSeq lists its product as uncharacterized. Gene Ontology annotation, biological process: carbohydrate metabolic process. Gene Ontology annotation, molecular function: magnesium ion binding; phosphoglucomutase activity. Lineage: Eukaryota; Fungi; Ascomycota; Saccharomycetes; Saccharomycetales; Saccharomycetaceae. Gene Ontology annotation, cellular component: cytosol. The coding region runs from base 1 to 1704 and encodes 567 amino acids. The record is from RefSeq and is a predicted model, not a curated record. The transcript has a single exon.